AUGCCUUCAUUCGACUCCUUGAUCUCGGCCACCAAGGUCGCUGCAGUUUUCCCGGAGUCUAUCCGUGAUAAAACCAUUCUCAUUACCGGCGUCUCACCCAAUAGCUUGGGGCUCGCCACUGCUGUCGCAUUGGCAUCUCAACAACCCAGCCGCCUCAUUUUAUCCGGGCGAUCUGCUGAGAAGGUUCAGAGUGCAGUCGACUCCUUGAGAUCGGCUUAUCCGCUGGCCAAGUAUGAUGUUUUACUCAUGGACCUGUCAUCCCAAACUUCUGUCCGUGCUGCCGCGACGCGGAUCAACGAGGACGUCAACAUCCCUGCAAUCGACAUCUUGAUCAACAACGCUGGUGUUACAGUAUGCGCUAUAUAG
Messenger RNA from Diaporthe citri, 366 nucleotides. RefSeq lists its product as uncharacterized. The coding region runs from base 1 to 366 and encodes 121 amino acids. The record is from RefSeq and is a predicted model, not a curated record. The transcript has a single exon. Lineage: Eukaryota; Fungi; Ascomycota; Sordariomycetes; Diaporthales; Diaporthaceae.